AUGGUGGCGCCUGUGCGGGUGAGCAGGUGGCUGCUGCAGGGUGCGCGGCGCUCGUUGCACUACCACAACGCCACGCCUCCGCGAGCAAAGUUCCCUUACAUCGAGUCUGCAAAAGGCAUCUUCAGCCGCAGCUCGAAAGGCCCUGUCAACGCCGCUGGCCGCAAGCGGUUCCCACACAACUUGAUGGACAAAAUUGUACUGAUGCGGAAGCCGCUGUUCCUCCGCCCCAUCAUCCUCGUCCCGGCCCUCACCAUCACCGCUUACCUCAUCUCGCGCAUCGAAACCGUGCCGCUCACAGGUCUGCGGCGGCUGAAGCCCAUCCCGGACUGGCUCGCCGAACCGUUCUUCGCUGCAAUGGAUGAGGUGCUGCUGGAGCAAGUGUCGGAAGCGCUACUGCCAACGACGUCGGACGAGCACAAGUUUGUGGCCGAUAUCGUAGACCGGUUCAAGAAAUCGCACGCAUCGUUCCUCAAGAAGCUCGAGCAGGAGAACAAGGACGCCGGCAUGCCGGGCUGCCACCUCUGCCUCGAUGACAUUCGCUUUCGGGUCGUCGCUUCACGGGAUCCGAAUGCGUCGUGCACAGGAGGCGGACUGGUGCUGGUGAACACGGCGCUGCUGGAGCUGUUGAAUUACGACGCGGACAAGAUUGCACUCGUCAUCGGGCACGAGCUCGGCCACUACGUCGCCCAGCACACCUCGGAAGCGAUUGGGCACACGUUUCUUGCGUUUGUGCUCAACAAAAUCGUCAGCACGCUGCUGGGCAAGGAACACGCCAGCCCUUACCUCCAAUCGAUGAUCGACGUGUUCUUCAUGUUGCCAAAAAGCAGAAGCUGCGAGAUUGAGGCGGACUACAUUGGGCUGAUCAUGGCUGCGCGGGCGUGCUUCAACAUCCGCGACGCCCACGACGUCUGGUUUGCACUCGUCCGAUACGAGGCCGUCAUGCGCGCAGCACAGGAAGGGCGGAUGGCAACGCAGGAAGACGUGGAGGAAGUGCUCGAAGGAAACGUCGUGUCAGAAACGAUGAGCACCCAUCCAAUGUUCAAAUCACGCAUCAAGUUCUACGAUCCAGAUGGCGAAUGGAUGGAGAUUGCGCGGAAUGUGCAGCGGGCGCAGUGCGGCGAAAUUAUCGGUGCGCCGAAGGAUGUCCAUAACCCGCUGCUGUGGUGGCUGCAGGCAGUUCGGCCCGCGUACGCCCCGCCCGGAACAAUCUUCCGCGGGGAUGAAGAUGAGGAUGAGGAUGACGAUGACGAUGGUGGUGAUGACGAUGACGGUAACGGCACAAUCGUGAUACGGUAUCCACAGCCCGUCACGGCAUAG
Salpingoeca rosetta is the source of this 1317-nucleotide messenger RNA. RefSeq lists its product as uncharacterized. The transcript has 14 exons. Lineage: Eukaryota; Choanoflagellata; Craspedida; Salpingoecidae. The coding region runs from base 1 to 1317 and encodes 438 amino acids. Gene Ontology annotation, biological process: mitochondrial protein processing; protein quality control for misfolded or incompletely synthesized proteins. Gene Ontology annotation, cellular component: mitochondrial inner membrane. Gene Ontology annotation, molecular function: metalloendopeptidase activity. The record is from RefSeq and is a predicted model, not a curated record.